CGAGGACUCGUUCUACGAAGCUGCAGUCGCCCCCAGCUCAGCUAGGCUCCUCUCGGCUCCGCUCGGCUCGGCUUGCCCGGCUCAGCUCAGUUCCGCUCAGUUAAGCUCCGCUCAGUUCAGCAUGCUGCGUGCCGCCCUCACCACCGCCCGCCGCGGGCCGCGCCUGAGCCGCCUGCUGUCCGCUGCCGCCACCAGCGCGGUGCCAGCCCCCAACCAGCAGCCCGAGGUCUUCUGCAACCAGAUCUUCAUUAACAAUGAGUGGCAUGACUCUGUCAGCAAGAAAACCUUCCCCACCGUCAACCCUUCCACGGGGGAGGUCAUCUGCCAGGUAGCUGAAGGGAACAAGGAGGACGUAGACAAGGCAGUGAAGGCCGCUCGGGCAGCCUUCCAGCUGGGCUCGCCCUGGCGCCGCAUGGAUGCAUCUGACCGGGGCCGGCUGUUGUACCGAUUGGCCGAUCUUAUCGAACGGGACCGGACAUACCUGGCGGCCUUGGAGACCCUGGACAAUGGCAAACCUUACGUCAUCUCCUACCUGGUGGAUUUGGACAUGGUCCUGAAAUGUCUCCGCUAUUAUGCUGGCUGGGCGGACAAGUACCACGGGAAAACCAUUCCCAUUGACGGCGACUUCUUCAGCUACACCCGCCAUGAGCCCGUGGGCGUGUGUGGACAGAUCAUUCCGUGGAACUUCCCACUCCUGAUGCAAGCAUGGAAACUGGGCCCAGCCUUGGCAACCGGAAACGUGGUGGUGAUGAAGGUGGCCGAGCAGACGCCGCUCACGGCGCUCUACGUGGCCAACUUGAUCAAGGAGGCAGGCUUUCCCCCUGGCGUGGUCAAUAUCGUUCCUGGAUUUGGCCCUACCGCCGGGGCUGCCAUCGCAUCCCAUGAGGAUGUGGACAAAGUGGCGUUCACAGGCUCCACCGAGGUUGGUCACCUAAUCCAGGUUGCCGCAGGGAGCAGUAACCUCAAGAGGGUGACCCUGGAGCUGGGGGGGAAGAGCCCCAACAUCAUCAUGUCGGACGCAGACAUGGACUGGGCUGUGGAGCAGGCCCACUUUGCCCUGUUCUUCAACCAGGGCCAGUGCUGCUGCGCCGGCUCCCGGACCUUCGUGCAGGAGGACGUGUAUGAUGAAUUCGUGGAACGCAGUGUGGCCCGGGCCAAGUCUCGGGUGGUGGGCAACCCCUUCGACAGCCGGACGGAGCAGGGGCCGCAGGUGGAUGAGACGCAGUUUAAGAAGAUCCUUGGCUAUAUCAAAUCAGGACAGCAAGAAGGGGCGAAGCUGCUGUGUGGUGGGGGCGCCGCCGCGGACCGUGGCUACUUCAUCCAGCCUACCGUGUUCGGAGACGUGAAAGACGGCAUGACCAUUGCCAAGGAGGAGAUCUUCGGACCAGUGAUGCAAAUCCUCAAAUUCAAGACCAUAGAGGAGGUCGUGGGGCGAGCCAAUAAUUCUAAGUACGGGCUGGCAGCAGCCGUCUUCACGAAGGACCUGGAUAAGGCCAACUACCUGUCCCAGGCGCUCCAGGCUGGCACUGUAUGGAUCAACUGCUACGAUGUAUUUGGGGCCCAGUCCCCAUUUGGCGGCUAUAAGAUGUCGGGGAGUGGCAGGGAGCUGGGCGAGUAUGGGCUGCAGGCCUACACGGAAGUGAAGACGGUCACCGUCAAAGUGCCACAGAAGAACUCGUAAAGCGGCACGCCGGCUUCUUCCGCCGAAAACCCAACAGGAUGCUGAGAAAAACCACGCACACUGCACCUCCAAAGAGAAACCCCAUCACCAAAGUGUCUUGAGCCCAGAAAGUCAGAAUUUGCUAAACAGGGCGGGGUGGGGCUGGUGGG
This is a messenger RNA of Apodemus sylvaticus (European woodmouse), 1830 nucleotides long. RefSeq names its product aldehyde dehydrogenase 2 family member (gene Aldh2). Bases 122 to 1681 code for a protein of 519 amino acids. Gene Ontology annotation, molecular function: aldehyde dehydrogenase (NAD+) activity. NCBI's taxonomy places the organism in Eukaryota, Metazoa, Chordata, Mammalia, Rodentia, Muridae. The record is from RefSeq and is a predicted model, not a curated record. The transcript is spliced from 13 exons.